This is a messenger RNA of Eleginops maclovinus (Patagonian blennie), 1447 nucleotides long. RefSeq names its product ALX homeobox 3 (gene alx3). Gene Ontology annotation, biological process: regulation of transcription by RNA polymerase II. Gene Ontology annotation, molecular function: RNA polymerase II transcription regulatory region sequence-specific DNA binding; DNA-binding transcription factor activity, RNA polymerase II-specific. The coding region runs from base 1 to 1107 and encodes 368 amino acids. NCBI's taxonomy places the organism in Eukaryota, Metazoa, Chordata, Actinopteri, Perciformes, Eleginopidae. The record is from RefSeq and is a predicted model, not a curated record. The transcript has 4 exons.
AUGGAGACGGAGAGUUGUUUGCCUUUCUCUUCGCAGACCAGCAGGAGGACGCCUGAACACUCUCCCAGACUGGAGCACGGCGGCUCCUUUCUCGCCUGCGAUGAGCUGCAGAAACCCUCGCACCUUCCUCCUCUUCCUCACCGCCUCAGCCUGCGCGGGGAUCUGUACGCCGCUGCCAUGGGGAGGUUUGGGGACGCUGCAGCGGACUUUACGCACGGCGCGGCCUCGAACAACCCGCCCGGCUCACCGUCCAAACACAGCAAGUUCUUGGAGAGUAUAAACCCGGACCCAAAGGGGACAGCGACAAUCGGCAAGACGGCUUUUUAUGAGGGCAACUCAGAAGCCAGAGAGAAAGGAGCUCCAAAGACAAUGGGCUAUCCUGGCCUUGGCACAGACUGUUGUGGGAAGCUGAAAGAACCUGGCGGGGGUCUGCAUGGCGACUCUAUCGCCGACUCCAUUGACCUAUCGGGCAAGAACAAGAAACGACGCAAUCGCACCACCUUCAGCACCUUCCAGCUGGAGGAGCUGGAGAAAGUGUUUCAGAAGACACAUUACCCUGACGUGUAUGCCCGGGAGCAGCUGGCCCUGAGGACCGAGCUCACUGAGGCUCGGGUUCAGGUUUGGUUCCAGAAUCGUAGAGCCAAGUGGAGGAAACGGGAACGCUAUGGGAAGAUCCAGGAUGUCCGCAACCACUUUGCUGCUACAUAUGAUAUCUCUCUUCUCCCUCGCCAUGAUACAUAUCAGAUGCAGGGCAACCUGUGGGCCGGGGCGGCAUCCGGGGGAGGCGGGGCUCCGGGUGCUGGUUGCGUCCUAGGAGCGGACUCCAUCCCCUCGUCCUGUAUGAGUCCAUACCCUCACUCCCACAGCAACCUGCAGGGCUUCAUGGGUAUGCCCCCAUCCCAGAGCCAUCCCCAUCCCCAUCACCACCACCACCACCACCCGUCUCACCAUCCGGGCAUCAACGGCCUGUAUUCACUCCACAGCUUCCCAGGCGGCCUCGGUCCCCAUUCCAUGGAGGGGCCGGAGACCGACUACAAGCCGACGGGCCUUGUGGCGCUGCGUAUGAAAGCCAAAGAGCCAGGCAGCAUCCUCUCCUGGCCUACAUGACCACAACAGAGCCAGCUCCACAUUAUGCACUGACUGAGCCAAAGCAUACUACAUCCUUGACCCAUACACAUCCCUCAAUGUACACACUCCCCUCAGCAUAUGUUUCAAAUAAUUCCUCUUAACUGUUAUGUGAGCCAACUUCGAGGCUUUCUAUCAUUAUGAAGAUUUUUAAAAAUAUGAAUUUCAUAAACAUUGGGGGCCACUUGAGCCUCAAGCACGAAACCCUAUUGUAUAUAAACUAUUGUUACCAGUUUUAGAUGAAUAUCCCAAUGCUGAGACCAAAGAGGAAAUAUUAUUUAAGCAUGUAAAAAUUGUAAUUAUCGUAUUAAUCAUUGUUUUU